This is a messenger RNA of Lasiodiplodia theobromae, 969 nucleotides long. RefSeq names its product Amino acid transporter. Gene Ontology annotation, molecular function: oxidoreductase activity. Lineage: Eukaryota; Fungi; Ascomycota; Dothideomycetes; Botryosphaeriales; Botryosphaeriaceae. The record is from RefSeq and is a predicted model, not a curated record. Bases 1 to 969 code for a protein of 322 amino acids. The transcript is spliced from 5 exons.
AUGAUGUUUCUGAAACAGGUUGUGGGCAUUAUACUUUCCGCAUCCCUUGCAGCUGGGAGCAGCUGCACGACAAAAGCCCAGCGCAAGGCCUGGCACAGCCUUACUACCGCGGAAAGACAUGCAUACAUUGAUGCAGAACUUUGUCUGAUGUCCUCUCCACCAAAGUCGGGGUUGGAAGGGGCCAAGUAUCGAUGGGAUGAGCUCCACUGGGUUCAUGUAGUCCAGUCCAACGUAAUCCACGGAGUGGGCGGAUUCCUUCCGUGGCACCGCUACUACGUGCACUUACACGAACACCUCCUAAGAACCGAGUGUAACUACACAGGAUACCAGCCGUAUUGGUAUGAAGUCGAAGAUGCAAACAACCUGACUGCAUCCAUCGUGUGGGAUGUGGAUACAGGUUUCGGCGGCAACGGUGUUGGAGAUGAUGGUUGUGUCGUCGAUGGACCAUUCGCGAACCACACCCUCAACAUCUCGCCAGCCACAAACAACACCCCGUACUGCCUCAGCCGUGAUUUCAAUGCAGAUAUAUUCACCGGAGCCAACCAGACCUACCUGGAUGAAUGCUUCGCCAUGACCAACUACUCGGUCGCCUGGGACUGCUGGGCCACACAGCCCCACGGCUCGGCGCACGCCGGCAUCGGUGGAACCAUGCAAGAUGCUAUUCUCAGCCCCGGAGACAGCAUCUUCUUUCUUCAUCAUGCGAACCUUGACAGGCUGUGGUGGGAGUGGCAGUCGGCAAACUUGUCCAGCCGGCUUUACGACAUCGCCGGCCAGAAUAUACCUACCGAUGAAUUCCUGUCUGUCAAUAACUUUACCUCUCCGCCGGCAUCUAUGACGGAUUAUUUCGGAGACGAUGGGAAUGUGACGACGUUGAACCACAAUCUUUGGAUGGCCGGUCUGAUUCCCAACGUUACGGUUGGUGAUGUUAUGGAUUUGGGAGGCGAGGUGAUUUGUGCAGAGUAUAUUUGA